Molecule: messenger RNA, 714 nt
Organism: Cornus florida
Lineage: Eukaryota; Viridiplantae; Streptophyta; Magnoliopsida; Cornales; Cornaceae
Exons: 4
Coding region: 1-714 (237 amino acids)
Source: RefSeq, a predicted model, not a curated record
AUGCGGAAGCUAAAGAUGGAGGAGUUAUUUCACAAUCAAUUCUACCGUACGGAGACAGAACCAACUCUGGCCGGUUUAUCCAAGCUAAGCCAAUUUCCUAGGGAAUCAGUUAAGACAUUUAUUGCAACAUUUAGGAGGAAGAGGUUUGAAAGAGUCCCAUUUCGUGACAUAUAUGACCUGGCAGAGAAAGCUACCAGGUAUGAGUUGGUCCUCAAGAAGGAGAAAGAACGAAAAAAUUCUUCUAAAGGCUUUGACAAAACCAAAGCAUUUACCAGUGAUACUCAGCCAUCAACUUCAUCGGCCAGGAAGGGUAUAGCCGAUAUUGGUAAGGUUUAUACAUUUUAUAUGGCCAAGACAGAACAAAGUUUUGAUCAUUUGUUGGACGACAAACAAAUUAUUCUGCCAAAAGGACACAAUAUACUUUCAGCCACUGAUUUGAAGGGAAAAGAGUUUUUCAAAUUUCAUAAUUCAUGGAAUCAUACUACUAACAAUUGUCAUGUAUUUAGAAAUGUAUUACAUAAAGCAAUUGAUGAAGGUGUAUUGAAGUUCCCUAAAAAGAAGCUAGAAGUGAUGGGGGUCGAUGGUGAUCCAUUCCCUAAUAUUGUAAAUACCAAUGUAAUCAGCUUGGCAACUGGAAAAGCCACUGAUAAUGGUAAACAAGAAAGGCUACAAAGAGUACUUGAUAGUUCACCAUCAGCCUGCAGCGAUGAGUAG